Messenger RNA from Bombyx mori (domestic silkworm), 4371 nucleotides. It is a transcript of the gene P5CDh1, whose product is annotated as delta-1-pyrroline-5-carboxylate dehydrogenase, mitochondrial. Gene Ontology annotation, cellular component: mitochondrial matrix. The record is from RefSeq and is a predicted model, not a curated record. The transcript has a single exon. Gene Ontology annotation, molecular function: L-glutamate gamma-semialdehyde dehydrogenase (NAD+) activity. The coding region runs from base 2117 to 3814 and encodes 565 amino acids. NCBI's taxonomy places the organism in Eukaryota, Metazoa, Arthropoda, Insecta, Lepidoptera, Bombycidae.
CGGGAACGGAAUCGGAAGUGCGACCGUGCUUCAUAAUGACGGGACGUUGGUCUGAGUCUAUUUCUGAAACUACUUCAAUCGAACGUAUGCGUAACUCUUCCUUUAUUUUUCUACUAGCGACCCGCCCUUGCUUCGCUUCGGAAACUGUAAUUUAUUAUUGAUUUCUCCACUAUUUAAUGGAUGUUAUUAUACACAUAAACCUUGUUCUACAAUCACUCUAUCUAUUUAAAAAAAACGCAUCAAAAUCCGUUGCGUAGGUUUAAAGAUUUAAGCCUACAUAGGGAUAUAGGGACAGAGAAAGCCACAAUGGGUGUACGAGCUCACAGCCCACCUGGUGUUAAGUGGUUACUGGAGCCCAUAGACAUCCACAACGUAAAUGCGCCACCCACCUUGAGAUACAAGUUCUAAGGUCUCAAGUAUAGUUACAACGGCUGCCAUACCCUUCAAACCGAAACGCAUUACUGCUUCACGGCAGAAAUAGGCAGAGUGGUGGUACCCACCCGCGCGGACUCACAAGAGGUCCUACCACCAGUAAUUACGCAAAUUAUAAUUUUGCGGGUUUCAUUUUUAUUACACGAUGUUAUUCCUUCACCGUGGAAGUCAAUCGUGAACAUUUGUUGAGUACGUAUUUCAUUAGAAAAAUUGGUACCCGCCUGCGGGAUUCGAACACCGGUGCAUCGCUUCAACACGAAUGCACCGAACGUCUUAUCCGUUAGGCCACGAUGACUUUUAAAACUUUAAAACACUAUGUAGUGAUGAUUAUGGCAAUCGCCUUGUUUCGAUGCCUUUGAUGCCACCGUUGAAUUAAUUAGUCUUCAAUCAUUUAAUUUGUUAAAUGAAAAGUAAAAUGUAGUGGAAUGAAAUAAAUUUGAUUUAUCUGUGAAUGUUACCAAUUGGGAUGAGAUUGAAUGAAAUCAAUUAUGUAAUGGAUUGACAAUUCACUGUAGUAACUAACUGCCACCUCAUCACAAUUACAAUGCCUUUUCCUUUAAACAAUAUGACAAAUAUUCUAAAAUUCCCCGGGAACUACAAUUAUUUUAAUACUGUCAUUUUUCACAAUGAAAACUAAUGAAACACGUUCCGUUAUCAUGACUAACACGGAUUGUAUGAAAAACAUAAUUUUUAUGAAAAUGCUUCCGCGCCAUAUAAAGUACAAUGAAUAAUGAUACUGACAAAAAACCAUUCCAAAAUGUACUACUGUAAAAUGGAAGGUAAAAGUACUAUUACCCUUCAUAAAAUAGUAACUGUAAAUGUACUACCAUUCGGAUGAUUUACUUAAAUAAAUAAUAAUUAUGAACGUGCAAAUAUUUAUUUUUACUUAUAUUUAAUAUAUAUGAGAGAUAGGAAAUAAAAUCUACAUUUUCAAUGUCAUAAAAUCCCAGUAGUUCACACAACACCAGGAUUCUCAUGAAUGAGGAGCCGGAGCGUCUGCGUCUGGGGCACAUAUCAUCAUCUCACUAUGUGCGCCCGUAUGGAUAUGCGAGUAAUGUCAAUUACGUUAGCGCAGGUGCGCAGGUGCACUCUGCGCAGGUUAGGCUUUAUAAUAUGUUUUCAUCUUUGUCUAACUAACAGUCAUUCUUUGUGGACAGAAAAGUUUAUACCGUAUUACUACGUAGCAUCUCUACGUAGUCUGUAAGUCAAAUUUUCCGAUAGGUGCGCGAAAACAUGAAAUAUGAACAGGUAUAUCUUUAAAACAGCUGACGUGAAAAUUUCUUUUGUGCAGUAAAAGUGAGGAGGACUCGGGAAAUUUGCGAACAUUUUGCAAUAAUAUCGUGUUUUAUAAACCUACUUGAAGCUAUUCUCGAUCGAUACGCUAAAAUUAAAAAUACACCUCAUUUUUAAAAUUAGCAACAUAGCAUUUUGUGGAAAAUUUUAAUGCAGCGACGCCGUUCUCGCGUAAUAAAAAGGAAUAUGAAAUCGUGAAGGUCACAGCUUUGUUCGAGUCAAACAAGUUCUUUGACUGCCGUGGCCGCACGCGCGUUGUCACUCGCCCUGUUUGCGACUCGUUUACGUAAUCGGAACCGCUCAUCAAAUCACAUUCUUAUCUCUAUCCCGGGGGCUCGGCCCGACGUACUGUCAGUUGAUUCGCUAUUCAGUGUUGACCAGGGUCAGCGUUAUGCUUACAAUCUGGGCGAGAAUCGGUCGCGUACGUUCGCUAGAGCGAACGUUGUCUAGCGUCGUAGACUUGCCGCAAUUUCAGGAUGGGAGCAUCCAUAACGAGCCUGUGUUGGGUUAUCGUGCCGGAAGCCGGGAACGCCAAGACCUAAUUGAGGAGCUGAAACGAACCGCUUCAGUAAUUGAAGACGUACCAAUUGUAAUUGCCGGAAAAAAUAUUACAGAAGGCGAGCCACGAUAUCAGGUGAUGCCCCAUGAUCACUCAAAAAAGAUAGCUAAAUAUUACUAUGCCAGUGAAAAAACAAUUGAAAAGGCGAUUCAAGCGUCUGUCGAUGCUCAAACUCGUUGGGACCGCACUCCGCUGACUGAACGCGUAAAAAUCUGGCAGACAGCAGCUGAGCUAAUGGCCGGUGCGUAUCGACAGAGCCUCAAUGCUGCGACCAUACUUGGACAGUCGAAAUCAGUAAUUCAAGCUGAAAUUGAUGCUGCAGCUGAACUUAUUGAUUUUUUCCGUUUUAAUGUACACUUCCUGAAGGAAAAUUCAAAAUAUCAACCUAUUUCUGAGAGUCCCACAAUAACCAAAAACUCUUUGAGAUUUCGUGGCAUAGAUGGAUUUAUUGCAGCAAUAAGUCCCUUCAAUUUCACUGCCAUUGGAGGCAACCUCGCAUACACACCUGCACUUAUGGGCAAUGCAGUGUUAUGGAAACCAUCGGAUACAGCUUUGUUGUCCAACUGGCGAAUCUUCAAUAUUAUGAGGGAAGCUGGUCUUCCAGAUGGUGUUGUAAACUUUGUUCCAUCCGAUGGUCCUACAUUUGGUCGAGUCAUCACAUCAUCACCAUACCUGGCUGGAAUCAACUUCACAGGCUCUGUGCCCACUUUUAACUGGCUGUGGAAUGAAGUAGGCAAGAAUCUUAAUACAUAUCGUAACUAUCCCAGACUCAUUGGAGAAUGUGGAGGAAAGAAUUACCACUUUGUACACCCCUCUGCUGAUAUACAAACUGUGGUUAGUGGCACCAUCCGAUCAGCAUUUGAAUUUUGUGGACAGAAGUGUUCAGCUUGCUCCAGAAUAUAUAUCCCUCAGUCUCUGUAUGAACCAAUUAAGACAGGAUUACUUGCAGAAAGAGCUAAACUGAAGAUUGGUGACCCUGCAGACUUUUCAGUGUUCACAGCGGCUGUCAUUGAUGACAAAGCUUUUGCUAGGAUCACAGGAUACAUCCAAAGAGCCAAGAAGAAUCCUAAGAACAAGAUCUUGGGAGGUGGUGAGUUUGACAAUAGCAAGGGCUACUUUGUGCAGCCUACCAUCAUUGAGACAACAGAUCCGCAUGACAAGCUCAUGACAGAAGAGAUCUUCGGUCCAGUGCUCACCAUUUAUGUAUAUAAUGAUAAAGAUAUUGAUAAAACCAUGGAUUUAAUUGGUACUUCCACAAAAUUUGCUCUUACAGGAGCUAUAUUUGCUAAAGAUCAAGUAUUUUUGAAAAAAGCAUAUGAAAAUCUCAAAAUGACUGCUGGCAACUUCUAUAUCAAUGACAAAUCAACUGGAUCUGUAGUCGGUCAGCAGCCAUUUGGAGGUGGCCGUAUGUCAGGUACUAAUGACAAGGCAGGUGGUCCCAACUAUGUCAUGAGGUGGACAACUCCACAAUCUAUUAAGGAAACAUUUGUUCCACUUACUGAUAUUGAUUAUCCAUAUAUGAGAGAAUGAAAAUCAUCAUCUCAGAACUUAAUUAUCCAAAAGUAGAAAAAAAAAUUAAGAUAAUUAGAUUGAUUAGAUCAACUAUCUAGUUAAAUUAGUGAAAUUAUCAUCUCAGCAAACAAUCUCACUUGUAACAUAGAAGUAUUAAUUUGUGUAUUUUGAAUAUUAUUUAAUUAUUCAUGUUGUAAAAUGUAGAUAUUUAAGUAAGUUAAUGUAAUUUUUUGAAAAUGAAUUAAUGUUAAUUACUAGUUUCAUGUUAUGGCAUGAUUGUUCAAUUUUAUUAUUAUGGAAAUAUAUUAGAUUAGGUCAAAAAGGUAAUUAUUUGAAAUAUUGAAACUUGUUCGUCUCGCUAGUUCUGUGCUUAUACUUUCUGUAUCCGAGUGAUUUUCUAACAUUAUAUGUUUCCUGUCUGACCUCACUUGCAUUUACUGCUUACUCUCUGUCUAAAUGUAAAAUGUUUAUUAGUGUAAUGUUAUUGUUAAUGUUGAUUGCUGGAUCUCUUGGUUUCAUCUAUGACUGAAGUUGAUGUUUGGAAUUCCAAUAAAUAAUAAAAAUUAAUAGUUCAA